Microtus oregoni (creeping vole) is the source of this 2218-nucleotide messenger RNA. RefSeq names its product 2-5A-dependent ribonuclease-like. Gene Ontology annotation, molecular function: ATP binding; protein kinase activity; RNA binding. The record is from RefSeq and is a predicted model, not a curated record. Gene Ontology annotation, biological process: negative regulation of viral genome replication; defense response to virus; mRNA processing. Bases 2 to 2218 code for a protein of 738 amino acids. Lineage: Eukaryota; Metazoa; Chordata; Mammalia; Rodentia; Cricetidae. The transcript has 6 exons.
CAUGGAGACCACAGAUCAUGACACUCUCCAGGAUGGAGCCACAUCCUCAAGCAGUCAGAGGACCACUGAUGAAGACAGUCUUUUGCUGAUUAAAGCUGCUGAAGAGGGAAAUGUUGACAGGAUCCAGCAAUUGCUGGACAGAGGGGCUGAUGUCAAUGUCUGUGAAGACAUCGGGGGUUGGACACCUUUGCACAAUGCAGCACAGCUUGGCAGGGUAGACAUUGCAGAUGUCCUGCUUCGUCAUGGUGCUGACCCUCACAGGAGGAAGAAGAAUGGGGCCACUCCCUUCAUCAUCGCUGGGACCCAUGGAGACGUGAGACUGCUCCAGAGAUUCCUCUCUGAAGGAGCAGAUGUCAAUGAGUGUGACAUCAAUGGCUUCACGGCUUUCAUGGAAGCUGCCGAGUAUGGUAAAGUAGAAGCCUUAAGAUUCCUUUUUGAUAAGGGAGCCGAUGUGAAUUUGAGACGGGAGACAACAGAGGACAAAAGGCGACUGAAGAAAGGAGGGGCCACAGCUCUCAUGAGUGCUGCUGAAAAAGGCCACACAGAAGCCUUGAGUGUUCUCCUCAAUGACAUGGGGGCAGAGGUCGAUGCCCGGGACAACAUGGGCAGAAAUGCCUUGAUCCGUACUCUGCUGAAAUCUGGUAGUGAAAAUGUGGAGGAGAUUACUCGCCUUCUGCUGCACCACGGGGCUGAUGCCAAUGUGAGAGGAGAAGGGGGGAAGACACCCCUGAUGGCGGCAGUGGAAAGGAAACACAAAGGCUUGGUAGAGAUGCUCUUGAGUCAGGAGGGCAUAAACAUUGACGACAGAGAUAAUGAGGGCAAGACAGCCCUGCAAUUUGCUGUUGAACUCAAACAGAAGAGAACAGUCCAGUUGUUAUGUGCUAAGGGAGCUAGUACCAGGUGUGGGGAUCUUGUUGGGAUAGCCAGGCGGAAUUAUGACACUUCCAUUAUGGAGAUUCUUUCCCAUUAUGGAGCUAAUGAUCAAAGUGUCCCUCCUGCUGGUGACUGGUUGCCUCACAGUUCGCGCUGGGGAGAAGCCUUGAAAAAACUCCACAGAGUGGAUCGACCCAUGAUUGGCAAACUCAAGAUCUUUCUAGAUGAUGAAUUUAAAAUUGCUAGCACUUCUGAAGGAGGCAUCUACCUGGGGUUCUAUGACAAUCGAGAGGCGGCUGUGAAGGUCUUUCGUGAGGACAGCUCACGUGCACGCAAUGAAAUCUCCUGUCUGCAGGGCUGCCGUGGCCACAGUAACUUUGUGACUUUCUAUGGAAGGGAGACCUACGACACCUGUUUAUAUGUGUGUCUGUCCCUGUGUGAGUGGAAUUUGGAAGAGUUCCUGGGUGGACACAGAGUGGAACCGGUGGAGAACGGAGAAGAUAAGUUUUCCCGCAAUGUCCUAUUGUCUGUUUUUGUGGCUGUUCAAAGACUACACUUGCAUGGAUUCUCUCAUCAGGAUCUAAAGCCCCCAAACAUUUUAAUAGAUGACAAGAAAGCAAUUCGCCUGGCAGAUUUUGAUCAGAGCGUCCAGUGCAUGGGAGAUCCAAGGGCGGUCAAAAGAGACUUGCAGGCCCUUGGACGGCUGGUCCUCUAUGUGGUAAUGAAAGGUGAAAUCCCCUUUGAGAUACUGAUGGCUGAAAAUAAUAUAAAGGUGGCAAAAAAGUCUCCAGACAAGGAGACUAAGGACCUCAUUUGUUGCCUGUUUUCCCCUGGAGAAAAUGUAAUGAACUGUCUGAAGGACCUGCUUGGCCAUCCUUUCUUUUGGACCUGGGAGAACCGCUACAGAGCACUUCGGGAUGUGGGGAAUGAAUCUGACAUCAAAAAACGAAAAAAUGAAAGUGAGAUUCUCAAACUACUGAACUUUCAGACACCUGAGCCUUCCAGAAAUUUCUAUCAGUGGAAAGAUGAGAUUGACCAAUAUGUCAUGAAAAGAAUGGAUGAUUUCCCUGAAAUGGAAUAUGGUAAGAAAAAUCCUUAUCGGAAUACUGUAGGCGAUUUACUGAAGUUCAUUCGGAAUAUGGGAGAGCACAUCAAUGAGGAUAAAAGCAAGGAUAUAAAGGAAAGAAUUGGAGACCCUUCUUGUUAUUUUCAGAGGACAUUUCCAGAUCUUCCCAUUUAUGUCUACAAGAAACUAAAGGACACAGAAUACAGAAAACAUUUUCCUCUGACUCAAUCAAGCCUCAGUGUGCCCGAGGCAGCAGGACCAGAGGACCUACAGACCUGA